AUGCACACUCCUGCGUGCCACAAGGUGACCAGAGCCUCAUUGGUGCUUCUGUGGGUGCCACAGCCAGUACGGGUGCCAGAAGGGCUCUGGGCAGAGCCUGCGGGAGCCCUGGUCACCCUGUGUAGGGUCGGGGCCCGCUGCUCCCUGCUGGGGCAGCGGGGCCGACGCGCUGAUUGCUGCCUGGUCACCCUGCGCAGGGUCGGGGCUGCUGCUCCCCGCUGGGGCAGCGCGGCCGACGCACUGAAUGCUAACGCCACGUCCUUGUCCUUUCCAGCCAGCCGCCUCCCCUUCGCGCUCAAAGGCGGGAGCAGAGGACCAGCUUUGCUGGCCCUGCGAAGCCGGCCGGACCCCCGGGAGCAGAUGGGCAGUGACCUCGGGGAAGGCGCCGUGGACUCCAGCAAUGCAACAGGUUUGACAGAUGAAAAAGUGAAGGCAUAUCUUUCUCUUCACCCCCAGGUAUUAGAUGAGUUUGUUUCUGAAAGUGUUAGUGCAGAGACAGUAGAGAAAUGGCUGAAGAGGAAAAACAACAAACUGGAAGAUGAAUCGGCUCCUAAGGAAGUCAGCAGGUACCAAGAUACGAAUAUGCAGGGAGUGGUGUAUGAGUUGAACAGCUACAUAGAGCAGCGUCUGGACACAGGAGGGGACAACCAGCUUCUGCUGUACGAGCUCAGCAGCAUCAUCAAGAUAGCCACAAAAGCUGAUGGAUUUGCGCUGUAUUUCCUUGGAGAAUGUAAUAAUAGUCUGUGUGUGUUCACACCACCCGGGAUGAAGGAGGGCCAGCCCCGGCUCAUCCCGGCUGGACCCAUCACCCAGGGCACCACCAUCUCUGCUUACGUGGCCAAGUCCAGGAAGACGCUGCUCGUGGAGGACAUCCUCGGGGAUGAACGAUUUCCAAGAGGUACUGGGCUGGAAUCGGGAACUCGGAUCCAGUCUGUUCUCUGUUUGCCGAUUGUCACUGCGAUUGGUGACUUGAUUGGCAUCCUUGAGCUGUAUCGGCACUGGGGCAAAGAGGCCUUCUGUCUCAGCCAUCAGGAGGUUGCAACAGCAAAUCUCGCCUGGGCUUCAGUCGCCAUACAUCAGGUGCAGGUAUGCAGAGGUCUUGCCAAACAGACGGAGCUAAAUGACUUUCUACUGGAUGUAUCCAAAACAUAUUUUGAUAACAUAGUUGCAAUAGAUUCUCUACUUGAACACAUAAUGAUAUAUGCAAAAAACCUGGUGAACGCCGACCGCUGUGCCCUUUUCCAGGUGGAUCAUAAGAACAAGGAGUUAUAUUCAGACCUUUUUGAUAUUGGAGAGGAAAAGGAAGGGAAACCCAUCUUCAAGAAGACCAAAGAGAUAAGAUUUUCAAUCGAGAAAGGAAUUGCUGGCCAGGUAGCACGGACGGGGGAAGUCCUGAACAUUCCGGAUGCCUAUGCGGACCCACGUUUCAAUAGAGAGGUGGACUUGUACACAGGCUACACCACGCGGAACAUCCUGUGCAUGCCCAUCGUCAGCCGCGGCAGCGUGAUCGGCGUGGUGCAGAUGGUGAACAAGAUCAGCGGCAGUGCCUUCUCCAAGACGGACGAGAACAACUUCAAGAUGUUUGCUGUCUUCUGUGCGCUGGCCCUACACUGUGCAAAUAUGUACCACAGGAUUCGCCACUCGGAGUGCAUCUACCGGGUGACCAUGGAGAAGCUGUCCUACCACAGCAUCUGCACAGCGGAGGAGUGGCAGGGCCUCAUGCGCUUCACCCUGCCGGUGCAGCUCUGCAAGGAGAUCGAGCUAUUCCACUUUGACAUUGGUCCUUUUGAAAAUAUGUGGCCAGGGAUUUUCGUCUAUAUGAUUCACCGGUCCUGUGGGACAUCUUGCUUUGACCUCGAAAAAUUGUGUCGAUUUAUCAUGUCUGUGAAGAAGAACUACCGGCGCGUCCCGUACCACAACUGGAAGCACGCGGUCACCGUGGCGCACUGCAUGUACGCCAUACUUCAGAACAACUACGAGCUCUUCACAGACCUGGAGCGCAAAGGGCUGCUCAUCGCCUGUCUGUGCCAUGACCUGGACCACAGAGGCUUCAGCAACAGCUACCUGCAGAAGUUCGACCACCCGCUGGCCGCGCUCUACUCCACCUCCACAAUGGAGCAGCACCACUUCUCCCAGACAGUGUCCAUCCUGCAGAUUCACGCAAAUGACCGCCACCCUGAGCCUCAGCCCACGCGCUCUGCCUGGCUUCCUCUGGGCCUGACCUCUCUGCAGCCAGGCCCGGGCCGGCCCACUCACGCUUACCUCUUCUACUCCCCUCCCAGCACUGACUCCCGCGAGGUGUGUGGAGGGGACAGGCGCUUCCUUCUUGCUCCCCAUAGUGAACUGACUGACCUGCAGGGGCCCUGGCUUCCUGACCUGACCCUGUGUAUGGCUCUGUGGAGGAAGAAGGAGCAGAGAGGGCCUCACCUCUCAGAUCCAAGUGUCCGCACCUGUGAGACAGCCCGCGGCGUACAGCAGCGUGCCAUGCAGCAGAGAGGGGGUGGGGAGGGGACGGGGGAGGGCGCAGGGGGGGUGCCGGUGGCCUGCGCCCUCGGGGCUCCCAUGGAUUUUACCAUAUUGCUUCUUGGCUCUGCCUCCAGUUCCGACUGUCCCCUCCCUCCCCACCCAUCUCCACUCAGAGACCGUGUAAUUGGUUUGAUGAUGACUGCCUGUGAUCUUUGCUCUGUGACCAAACUGUGGCCGGUUACAAAACUGACGGCAAAUGAUAUCUACGCAGAGUUCUGGGCCGAGGGUGAUGAGAUGAAGAAGCUGGGGAUCCAGCCCAUCCCCAUGAUGGACAGAGACAAGAGGGAUGAAGUCCCGCAAGGCCAGCUCGGAUUCUACAAUGCCGUAGCCAUUCCCUGCUACACCACCCUCACCCAGAUCCUCCCUCCGACUGAGCCUCUCCUGAAAGCGUGCAGCGACCCUGACCCAGUGCCCCCCCGUGACCCCGACCCAGCGACCCCCCGCCCAGCGACCCCCGACCCAGAGACCCCUCCAGUGACCCCCCUCAGUGACCCCGACCCAGAGACCCUGAUCCAGUGA
Molecule: messenger RNA, 3045 nt
Organism: Dipodomys ordii (Ord's kangaroo rat)
Lineage: Eukaryota; Metazoa; Chordata; Mammalia; Rodentia; Heteromyidae
Gene: Pde10a
Product: phosphodiesterase 10A
Exons: 22
Coding region: 1-3045 (1014 amino acids)
Biological process (GO): negative regulation of receptor guanylyl cyclase signaling pathway; signal transduction
Molecular function (GO): 3',5'-cGMP-stimulated cyclic-nucleotide phosphodiesterase activity; protein binding
Source: RefSeq, a predicted model, not a curated record